Messenger RNA from Leishmania braziliensis MHOM/BR/75/M2904, 2826 nucleotides. Its product is annotated as putative extracellular receptor. Lineage: Eukaryota; Euglenozoa; Kinetoplastea; Trypanosomatida; Trypanosomatidae. The coding region runs from base 1 to 2826 and encodes 941 amino acids. The record is from RefSeq and is a predicted model, not a curated record. The transcript has a single exon. Gene Ontology annotation, molecular function: adenylate cyclase inhibiting G protein-coupled glutamate receptor activity.
AUGCGCACGCUGUGUUCACCGCGGCCUCGCUGCUCAGCGGUCGCGCUGCUCGCCGCUGCCGUGUACGUCAUGUUUUUCUGUCUGCUAACCUCCAGUGUGCGCGGCGUUGUGGCGAGCAAGUCUGUGACGGAGAGCGUGGUGCCACUCGCCGCGUCUGAUGCAAGUCCCAGCAAUGCGACAGGCGGCGACUCGGAAGGACUGGUGUGGGUGAUCCUGAUUGACCUGAGCCGCACCGCCAUGACGGAGGCUUCGCUUUCGGAGGCAGUAACGGCCUUCCUAACAAACUCGUCCGCGACGCACCAGUACCUGACCACCCUCCUCCGCCCCGCCCCGAUCAUCCUCGAUACCGGCGGCAGCCUCCUCACCGCCCUGACGCAGAUAACUGCCCUGCUUGGCGACCCGCUCACCUUUCCGAGCAUCCUGUUCCUGGCUGAAACAGCAGACGUCUCGGCGUCGGUGGUGGAUGUGCUGCGGCAGAACGACAAGACGUCCGACAUCCUCAUUGUCUCUGCCCACUCAUCGAACGUGCGCCUGUGCGAUCCAGACAUGAACCUGCGCACCAUGUGCAUGGUACCGCACGACAUGCUCAACGUCCGUGGACUGCUCGAGGUCGUGUCGAAUCAGCUGAACUGGCACUCCAUGAGCCUCGUCUUCAGCAGCGACGGCUAUGGCGAGGGUGUGAGCAGGGCCGUUACGUCACAGGUACAGACGGCGUCCACGACAGCGACAAUUGUGGCGCAAACAUUCAUGAGCGGCGCUGCCUCGACGACAGACGACGAUGCUGUCGUUACCGCCAUCACGAAGUACCGCGCGCGAGGCAUGGGCUGUUUCCUCUCAGAGGCAGAGAUGCGUCGCCUGCACGCCGCUGUGGAGCGCAAUAACCGCACCGCCAGCACCGUCUUCCUCAUCGCCUCGCGUGAGAGCCUGAACGUGCUGCCGAGCCUGACGGGUGACAUCAACACAACCGCGAAGCCGUGGGGUGCCAUUUUCGUCUCCGCCUACACGCCUCCGGCAGAGUUAGUCAGCCAAGGCUUCUUUCCCACAACGCACGGCUCCGCUGUGGAUGAGUACAGCGCUUUCGUUCUGAGUCACCUGCUCGAUGGCCUUCUCAUGGUGGACGCCACGAAGGGGGCGAUCAACAACAUGACCGCGCUGCGCGCCGCCCGCUUCAACGGCUACACAGGCAAAGUUGCCUUCGAUUCUAUCUACUACCAGCGCGUGGAGACCGUGUUCUCCCUCAUCACGGCUAUCCACACGGUGCGUAACCCACUCGUGACGUGGAGUCUGAAGGACUACUCCUCUGACGCACAUCAGGUCAAUGUAAUCCCAGAAGUGACGCGGGCACUCGUCAAGACGUCGCCGCUGCGCACCGCAAAGAUAUGCAUGACGUCGCCCUCCAGCUGCGUCCUCACGCAGAUGGUAAUGUCAAUGCUAUUUGUGCUCACAAUGCACAACCAGAACGUCUCGGGCAACGACGGCGACGACGUCUUCAACUUCUACCCUGUUGCCAUCAGCACGGACGCGAGCGGCAUCACUGGACUGGCAUCGUUGAUCCCGAUUGCCCGCACGUGCACGGUGCUCACCGGGCCGGGCUCUGACACGGUGACCAUGGCGUUCACCCCGGUGGUAAACAAGUUUCAGGUCCCACAGCUGGAUUACGCCGUUUCGAGCGACGACUUCACCGACCACCCACACAUGUAUCCGUUCUUCUCGCGGAGUUUGCCGAAGAGCACCUUUGCGGAUGGCGCGGUGACGCACAUUUGCGCGCACUAUGGGUGGGAACGGGUGAUCAUCAUUACUUCGAAUGACCAGUUUGGCAUCUCGCGCGCACAGUCGAUGAGGACGGCGAUGCAGCAGCAGAACCUCUACGUGGAGGCGACCUACUACCUCUCUGACAGCGAGAACGCCACCGUGGCGGACUGCAUGACGAAAAUAUACGCCAAACUGGUGAGCCGCAUCAUCAUUGUCGUGAAUCCAUUCACAGCAGCACAGGCAGAGACCUUCUUCAGACUCAGCGACCACCUCACCUACAUGCGCCAGUACAUCUUCUUCAUGGACAGUGCGCUCUGCCACGCCGCUGCGGCCUCGGCGACCGGCGAUGCGCUGCGUCAGAAACUACCGAGUUCCAUCUGCAUCUACCCUAACGUGACGCAGACCCGCCUGGCAGAACUGAACGCUCUCUACACGAGUAGCGGCUACGCGACGACGCGGCAGGAGAUGCGCAAGGUUAUGAGCGACGGGGGCUUCCUCUCGUCGGUGGAGUCCUGUGACACCAGCUCCAUCAGCCCCUACGCGGGCUUCGCCGUGGACGCCGGCUACGUCCUGAUCGACGCCGUCUCUCGCGCCGUCGCUGCGAAUGCGUCACUGAACGUUGCUCGCAGUUUGCUGCCGUACAUCCGCAGCACGUCCAUUGACAACUUCACAGGCAACUGCACCAUCGACUCCACUGGUAACCGCCUCUACGCGGCCUACUCGAUCAACAUCCAGCCCUGGAGCGGCGCCCCACUCUUCAUUGGCACCUGGAACUCGAGGACGUCACCGGCGCUCGACAUUACGGAGUCGUCCUUUCUAUGGCUUACAAACAGCACCGUGGUACCACUCGACACGUUCCGCGAUGCCUCCUUCGUCCUUGGCUCGGCCCUGUCGGCUUCCCCGGGGACCAUCGUCAUUUCCGUCCUCGGCUUCAUCCUCACCAUUUCUAUCUUCUACUUCUGCUACCGCCACUACCGCAUACAGAGGCGCAUUGAGCAGGCGCUGGAGUCGAACCGAUUCCCGGUGACUGACGAGGAGCUCCGUCGCCUGCGCGGCAUCAAGGACGACGUGUAG